Messenger RNA from Portunus trituberculatus (swimming crab), 1681 nucleotides. Its product is annotated as ubiquitin-like protein 4A. Gene Ontology annotation, biological process: post-translational protein targeting to endoplasmic reticulum membrane. The transcript has 4 exons. Gene Ontology annotation, molecular function: protein binding. NCBI's taxonomy places the organism in Eukaryota, Metazoa, Arthropoda, Malacostraca, Decapoda, Portunidae. Bases 112 to 561 code for a protein of 149 amino acids. The record is from RefSeq and is a predicted model, not a curated record.
UCAAAGUAAAGAGCCGAGGGACGGGACGUGCUGUCAGGAUUGGAUUGGAAGACCUCCCCGGCCCGAGAGUGUUCCUCGCGCCACAACAACACGGCACCCUUGCACGUCAGGAUGAGGUUAACCGUCAAAAUAUUGCAAGGGAGUGAGUGCACCAUCAACGUGCCUGAGACAACUAAGGUGAGUGAGGUGAAGACAUCAGUGGAACAUGCUCUGAAUGUGCCUGCCAGCUCCCAGCGACUUGUCUACAAGGGGAAGACUCUUUCAGAUGAGAUGAGCCUGAGGGAGGUUGGGGUGACUGAUGGAGGCAAGAUCCACCUGAUGGUGAAGAAAGGUGAAGGAGUAGCCAGCACCCCCCCAGCACCCGGCUCCUCCAAGACCCCGGGCUCUCCCCCUGCCUUGGACUUCUUUGUGCAACUGGACACCUUCCUUGGCAAACACCUCACUCAGGAACAGACUAACAAAGUGGUCAAUGAGUUUAGAAAGAAUUGUCAGUUGAUGGUGGACAGCAUGAACUUUGAAGACAUUGAGAGAUUUGCCGCUAGCAACUGUACUGAAUUUUAGGGAGUUAGGUGUGAUGUAGAGUUGUGAAUGUGAAUGUGUGGAAGAAAAUGGGAAAGGAGAGGGAGAGAGGCUGGGGAAGGGCAUGGCUGCCUUAUCUGGGCCAGUGAUGUCACUCUUAUGUUGACUUUACUAUGUGUGAGUGUGUAUGUGAGUGCAAAUGAAUGAGUGAGUGAGUGAGUGAGCGAGGUGAUGCAAUGUUUGAUCAACACCUUCAACAUUAUAUUAUUUUAAGAUAACUUGACUCCUUUACCUUUAUUUCUUGUGAAGUGCUUAACUCACCUCAGUGAUGAACUGAGACUUGUACACAUGUCUAUUCCACGUUACCGGCUGACGGCCAAGAGAGAUAGAGAGAGAUAGAGGUGUUAGUUCUCUGGUCUGUCUGCAGAAAUGUACAGUCACUUAUCUUGGUGUGCAGAUUUGGAUGUACUGGUGGAGUCCAUAAGUUAAAUGUGUCUCUGCUGCUGCCUUGGCUGAUUACAUUACUGUUUUUUACAUACUCUCCUGUUGUUUAUCUUGUUUACAUACAUACAAUGGUAAUGUAGUAUGCAAACUCCCCGUUGAUACUUGUCGUUAGUACAAAGAAAGGUCAGUUAAUUGGUGUAAAUGGUUUUUUACUGACGACUGAUGUAUUGGUAGUCAGGAACGGAGGGAGAGGAGGAAAAGUUAAUGGGAGUUUUGAAAAUGGAAGAAAGUGUGUCAUUAAGAAGUUAGGAUAGUAUAUGAGAGAGAGAGAGAGAGAGAGAGAGAGAGAGAGAGAGAGAGAGAGAGAGAUAUCAAGUGUAAUAUUCAUGUCUUAUACAAUUUUACUGUUAUAUCACCAGCAUGGAAAGAAGGAGAGCUGGAUGAAUUUCUGUAGUGAUGUGGUGAAAAGUAACACAUCAUAUGACAAUUCAGACAAGAGUAAAAUGGAAAUGGUAUGCUGUUUGUUAAUGUCUGCAGCGUUUUCUCUCCUCAGGGUCACAUGGUGUGGGUGGGCGGGUGGACGGGUGGGCAGGGAGGUUUGUAAACUCAGCCUACAACUGAACCCCUGGAUUCUGGUUGUAUUAAGAAGUGUAAUUUGGUCCUCAUGUCUCUGUGUAAGCAUAAAAUAAAGAAGCCUAGUUUUAAGCUACCUCUUCAA